UUAAUCUCCAAGUGGAUGUAUGUAUUGCAGACCAUCCAGCAAUUACAAACAAAAAGCUCGCCUCCACUUGCACAGCAGAUGGCCCACAAUGGUCCGCUGGAGUUGUAUUUGAUGGGUUCUGCCAUGGACAUCUUCCAGACUCUGAUUGCGGAGCUUGAUACAGAAGGGCGUUACCUCUUCCUUAAUGCCAUUGCAAAUCAGCUGCGCUAUCCCAACAACCACACACAUUUUUUCUCCUUUGUUCUUCUCUACUUGUUUGUUGAGGCAAGCCAGGAAAUCAUCCAGGAGCAAAUUACAAGAGUUUUGCUGGAACGCCUGAUUGUAAAUAGAUCCCACCCAUGGGGUCUUCUCAUCACUUUUAUCGAGCUCAUCAAGAAUUCAAGAUACAACUUUUGGAGCCGAACUUUCACAAGGUGUGCGCCGGAGAUUGAGAAACUGUUUGAAUCGGUUUCACGAUCUUGCAUGGUCUCCGACAACAUGCACUGACUGGUUCUCUCAUUUGUAAAUAACUAGCGUAAUUUUAUUACUGAUAAUGCCCAUAGAUAGACCAUAUAAAAGGUAU
This is a messenger RNA of Vitis riparia (riverbank grape), 562 nucleotides long. Its product is annotated as CCR4-NOT transcription complex subunit 1-like. Lineage: Eukaryota; Viridiplantae; Streptophyta; Magnoliopsida; Vitales; Vitaceae. The record is from RefSeq and is a predicted model, not a curated record. Gene Ontology annotation, biological process: nuclear-transcribed mRNA catabolic process, deadenylation-dependent decay. Bases 16 to 486 code for a protein of 156 amino acids. Gene Ontology annotation, molecular function: molecular adaptor activity. The transcript has 3 exons. Gene Ontology annotation, cellular component: P-body; CCR4-NOT core complex.